AUGGGAGAAGACUCCACUGGGAUCAGCUCUUCAAGCAGUGAAGAAAACUGGGCCUUAUCAGUGGGCUCUGAGAAGCUGAACACAGGGGAAUCCCCCAAUCUCAUUGCUGUAAACCCUACUGUAACUAGUCUUACCAGAAACAGCGAUGGAGAGGAUCCACCGCCGGAUGGAGGCUGGAAGGCAUGGCUAAGCGCACUUUGCGGCCAUUUUCUCUUCAUGAAUACGUGGGGUUUCAUUAACAGCUUUGGUGUAUUCCAGACCUAUUACACUACACUUCUGGACAGGCCACCUUCCGAUAUCUCAUGGAUUGGCUCGAUUCAAGUCUUUCUGAGCUUUUUUGUUGGCGCCUUCAUUGGCCGCUUCACAGAUGGCGGAUUUUUACGCCCCGUUUUGGUCUGUGGCAUGCUCAUGGUAACGCUUGGUAUCUUUACUGCUUCAAUUUCUACCCAAUAUUGGCAUUUGGUUCUUUCGCAAGGCAUUUGCUGCGGUCUCGGCAGUGGUUGUCUGGUCACACCAGCGGUAUCCGUAGUUUCUACAUACUUUGAGAAGAAGCGAUCACUCGCCAUCGGUUUCGCCACGUGUGGCUCUGUCACAGGGGGCCUCGUCUUUUCUGCAAUGGCCAGACAGCUUAUACCCUCCACUGGCAUUGGUUGGGCAUUGCGAGGCAUCGGUUUUGUGCAGGUGGCCACCUUACUCUUUGUGACUACCUUCAUGAGGUCACGAUUGCCACCACGCAAGGCCGGCAGACUCGUGGAAUGGGUUGCAUUUAAAGAGCUUGAGUAUGCCUUCUUCACCGCUGGCAUGUUUUUCAACUUCUGGGCGGUGUUCUUCGGCUUUUACUACCUCGCCUCUUACAGCCGCGACAUCAUCACUCCUCACUUCUCCUAUAUCGACUCCCUCAAUAUCCUUCUGAUCCUUAAUGGUGUUGGUAUACUAGGCCGCAUGAUACCAAACCAUUUCGCCGACACGGUGGGACCGCUCAAUAUGAUGAUCCCGACCUGUGUCAUUGCCGGCAUUGCGCUGUUCUCGUGGUUCGCCGUCCGCACACCAGGUCAACUCUACGCGUGGGCGGUCGUGUAUGGCAUCGUUGCGGGUGGGAUUCUGAGCCUGUUCCCGGCAGGACUAUCGAGUCUGACUACCGACUUAUCGAAGCGCGGCGCACGCAUCGGGAUGAACUUUACAGUUGUCAGUUUUGCAACGCUAACGGGGAACCCGAUCGCCGGGGCAAUUAUUUCGGCCACAGGGGGCAGCUACCUUGGGGCUCAGAUACUCAUGGGUACAAACUUUCUGCUUGGGGGGGCGUUUAUCUUUGCUGCGAGACUGACUCGGCAGCGAAGGACAAAGAGUGGAUGGUGGAUUAAAAUAUAG
Molecule: messenger RNA, 1368 nt
Organism: Aspergillus caelatus
Lineage: Eukaryota; Fungi; Ascomycota; Eurotiomycetes; Eurotiales; Aspergillaceae
Product: major facilitator superfamily domain-containing protein
Exons: 3
Coding region: 1-1368 (455 amino acids)
Biological process (GO): transmembrane transport
Cellular component (GO): fungal-type vacuole membrane
Molecular function (GO): transmembrane transporter activity
Source: RefSeq, a predicted model, not a curated record